AUGGCUAUUUGUCAUAUGUUUGAAGAAAUACGCUAUGAAUUAAAUGCUGUUGAAAUUGAUAGAUGUAAAAAUGUGGGUCUUACAAGUAUCAUGAAAAAUUAUAUAUCUUUGAGUCCUGGGCAACUCAAUUUAAUGGAGAAUGCUGGAUGGUUGAUCAGUAAUGACAGUAAAUUAACUAAUGACAAUGGAUAUUUCAACAUUUCUAUACCACUAAGUUACAUACUUGGAUUUGCUGAAGAUUAUAAUCGUAUUAUCAUGAAUGCUAAACAUGAAUUGAUUCUUAUAAGAUCAAAUUCUGAUGUUAAUACAUAUAUACAUACACCUGCUGCUGCUGGUAAUAACGCUGAAAUAGUGAAAGUUCUUCUCAAUAUGGUAGAAUGGAAUGUCCCAUAUGUCACAAUGUCGGACAAACAAAAAAUUCAAGCACUCAACUUUAUUGCUAAUGAUCCAGCUAUAUUAGUUAUUCCUUGA
Molecule: messenger RNA, 471 nt
Organism: Microplitis demolitor
Lineage: Eukaryota; Metazoa; Arthropoda; Insecta; Hymenoptera; Braconidae
Exons: 2
Coding region: 1-471 (156 amino acids)
Source: RefSeq, a predicted model, not a curated record